UUUUGAACGAUUGAAUAAAUCUGAAUAUUUAUUUGUUAUUUUUCUGUAAAUUAAAAAAUGCCAGGAGUGUGACAUAAGAUUUACACAGACCAUUAACAGUAACGAAACUCCGCGAGAUUUCAUAACGUUAGCUUUGGUAGCAACAAAAUGGCGACAAUAACAUCGAAAAGUGUCGAAUAUUUGGCUUCACUUCCAAAAGAUCAAAGCAGGCUUGCUUUGGCAAAGACAUUGAAAUGGCCACCCUUCGACGAGGACCAUGAUAUGCAGGAGGCAAUCAAACUUGAUUUCCUCUUUGAUAGUAUGAAUUAUGCUGUAGAAAAGGGGUUUCCAUGGAAUAAAGUUGCUUUUGUAGUAAAAUUUGCUGACAAACUUACUGAAGAAUUACAAAACUGUGACAAGAUCACUGAUAUUCUAGGUUUCUACAAUUCCCAAUCAACAGACCUUAUACAGACAUUGGGAGAAAGAGACUAUAAGAUAUACUCUUCAUUUGUGUUUGAGACAAUAUUACCUCAUUUCAAACUAUACAAACUAGUAUUUACAACCCCUCGUGCAGAGCAAAUACCGAACCUUCCCAUUGCUGUAAAACCUCCAUUUGAAUCUGGGACUCUGAAAGAAACUAAACCUCUCAAAGUUUGGGAAUAUGAAAAAAGAAUUCAAGACUUAGAAGCAAAAGAAGAACAAAAGGAGAAGGAAAGACUAGCUGAAAAUGAGAAGAAAUUAUCGGAACUGCAAAAAGAAUCAAAAGAUGCUUUAGAAAAAGUGGUUCAGGUUGAAACACCUUUAAACAAAGAAGUUGUAGGUAGCAUUAUAGAAGAAGUAAUGAAGCAAUAUACAAUAUCAGCCACUGAGAACUUGAAGUUUAAAGUAGAAAAAUUACGAGAUGACCUCGAGUUUAAACUAGAGAAAACAUGUAUGCCAAGACCACAAGUGUUAGGUCCCCCAAUACGAUACAAGUAUAAAAUAAUUCCAAAAUCAGUCUCUACAAAACCAGUUCCUGUAACUUCCCCAGUAGACUGUGCCUCAAACUCUCCACCUGCUUCUCCAAAAUCACAGGAUUCUGAAACCCAGACCACCCCCAAGAUACAAUGUCCAAGCAGCGAAAAUUCCAUCGUCCAAGAUGCCUAAAUCACCAAAGCCUGGUUCCCGGGCCUCAGGAAGAAGCAAGAAAAAGUAGUGGAACCAAUGAAGAAAUAUAUACAUAAAAAAAACAUUGCCAUCCCUAUUGGUUAUUGGUUAGCUUAUUACUGGAUCAACAAGCUCACAUCAUGUGACCAAAAUAAUUUUUCGAGCGAUUUCAAUUUUCUUCCAUUUUCUUUAUAAUAAAUCUCUUGGGAAAUAACGUUGACAGUAUACCAUUCUGAGUUUUAUUUGCAUAAAAAGAUGAACCAAGUAUUUCUAUAAUUCAAAUACUUAAUAGCACACUUUUUUUUAGUACACAAAAAGGUCUAUCGGGGAAAAAAUCAACCCCAAGCUAACUUACUGUAUGAAUUAAAAGAGUUAGAUAAUUUAUAAAUGAGGUAAUAAUUGGUCUUGUUCAUCAUCUACAGUAAAUAUUUUUGAAGAUAUAUGAUUUUUUUCUUUCUUUUUUAACUUCUGUUAUGAUAUAUAUGUUUUGUCUUUAUUACUAUUAAUAAAGUUGUUGAUAUUU
Molecule: messenger RNA, 1648 nt
Organism: Ruditapes philippinarum (Manila clam)
Lineage: Eukaryota; Metazoa; Mollusca; Bivalvia; Venerida; Veneridae
Exons: 6
Coding region: 148-1125 (325 amino acids)
Source: RefSeq, a predicted model, not a curated record